AUGUCAGGUCUAGUCAACUACAACUCGGACUCCGAUUCCGAAACCGAAGCCAGCCCUGUGGCUACCGCCGCCCCUGCCGCGACGACGACCAGCCAACCCGCCACCGCAAAAAAGCCGUUUCAAAAGCUGAUCGACCGCAGCAACCCGGGCAAGAUCGUAGUCAGCCUACCGCAAUCUUCCGCAUCAGAUGAGCCGCCGGCCAAGCGGGCCAGGACAGAAGGCAAAGGGGGCGGUCUCUUCAGCAGCUUCAGGUCCGCUCUGCCUGCUCCGAAGAAGACAGCUCCACCGGCCGUCGCCAAAUCGACGGCGUCGGCAUCAGGAGGGGCGCGGGCGGUUCCGUUCACCUUUUUCAAAACCAGUUCGGAGGCUGCCUUUAGUCGCGAGCCCGCCGCGGUCCAGUCUGCAGAUGGUGACGACGACGACGACGAGACUGCCGUAGAACUAGGAGGAGGUUCGGGUGGACUCAAGCUGAAUCUACCCCCACCCAAGUCGCAACAGGCCGGGACGACCUCUGCAGACUCUUCAACAUCGGCAGACCCGAAACCGGAGCCAGAGAAAGAAGUCAAGAUGAUCGGUAAGCCGCUGAUGUUUCGGCCGCUGUCGGUAGCGAGGAAGCCUGCUGGCAAGAAGAGCAUCGCCGCCAAGCCCAAAAGCACGCCGGCUGCGGCGCCACCGAAGCAACCGACAGAAUUUGCAACAUCCAAGACUGCCGGUCCCCCUGCCGAAGCGCCCAAGAAGAAGCAAAAGGUUUCGUUGUUUUCUCUUGGCGAAGAUGCAACGGACCUGGCAGAAGAGCCGGAGCAGCCUCCUGUCAGCAUGAAUGGCUACACACCCAUGUUCGAGGAUACCGUGAUUGAAGAUGCUGUUUCCUCAGACUAUGCAUCUUACCAGCCUCUAGAGACGCACGGGCAGCCCACGUCGGCCGUGGCGGGCAGUCAAGAUCAGUCAUUGGACGCCAUCGCCAACGACCUAAACCUAUCCGCCGCAGCCAGGCGUGAGCUGUUUGGAAGGGGAGGCUCGGCGGCUGCGCAGUCAGCGACGGCCUCCAAGGUUAUCAAUUUCAACUUGGACCAGGAGUACCGGACCAACGAGGAGAUGCGUGCCUCUGGAGAGCUGCAGGCGCCGGCCAAGGUUGUCAAGGGCAUCGCGCCAGGCAAGCACAACCUGCGCCAGCUUGUCAACGCCGUCCAGAGUCAGCGGGAGGCGCUCGAAGACAGCUUCGUUCAGAACAAGGCCAAGCAGGCGGAUGCAUCGUCAAGAUACGGUUGGCGAUGA
Pyricularia pennisetigena is the source of this 1275-nucleotide messenger RNA. RefSeq lists its product as uncharacterized. NCBI's taxonomy places the organism in Eukaryota, Fungi, Ascomycota, Sordariomycetes, Magnaporthales, Pyriculariaceae. The coding region runs from base 1 to 1275 and encodes 424 amino acids. The transcript has a single exon. Gene Ontology annotation, cellular component: nucleus. The record is from RefSeq and is a predicted model, not a curated record.